CCCCCCCCUCCCCCUCUGCGAAGCUUCGCCCCUGCCCUUCUCCUCCUCUCGCUUUUGCUGAUUCGCUAGCUCCCUUGCUUCUCUCGCUCCGUCGCCCUCUCGCUCUCUCGCCUCUCACUGCUGUGCUCGGUCGCUCGCCCUCGCGGCCGGUGGCUCGCUUUCUGUCGCUCACUGCCUCUCUCUCGCCCUCUCGCUUCGUCGCAGUUUACAUUUCGCCUCAGGUACGACACUGUUGACAUGGCGUCUCUCAGCCUCAACACCAUCAAAGUUCAUCAAGCUCGAGCCGCCAUUAACAGACUUCACAUCAUCUUCCACCUCGCAGCCACCCUAACCCUACUUCACUACAGGGUUUCAACCCUCUUCCAUGGCGACGUCCCCCUUUUUGCAUGGGGGCUGAUGACCACCUCGGAGUCCAUUUUCGCUUUCUUCUGGCUCCUUUCGCAGGCUUUCCGGUGGCGGCCGGUCACCCACGCCAGCCGUCUGGAGAACAUCCCCGGGGACGCCGAGCUCCCGGGGGUUGACGUGUUUGUCUGCACGGCCGAUCCUAAGAAGGAGCCGACGGUUGAGGUGAUGAACACGGUGCUGUCGGCCAUGGCCCUUGACUACCCGCCAGAGAAACUGGCGGUGUAUCUCUCCGACGACGGCGGUUCUUCCUCGACGUUCGUGGCCAUUAAGGAAGCUUGCUUGUUUGCACGGUGCUGGAUCCCGUUUUGUAGAAAAUAUGGCGUGAAGACUAGAUGUCCUGAAGCUUACUUCUCUUCUUAUGGGGGUAAUGAACGUCUUCUUCGCAGUGAUGAAUUCAAAGAAGAGGAAAUAAAUAUAAAGGAAAAAUACGAGCUAUUCAAGAAAAAUGUGGACAAACCCAUUGGUACAGAAGAUUUUGCUUUUCACGAUCAACCACCUCGAGUUGGGAUAAUUCAUGAUAAUAAAAAAGAUGAAUUGGACGACGACAAGAUUCCUCUUCUCGUGUAUAUGUCUCGUGAAAAAAGGCCAUUACAUCCUCACCAUUUUAAGGCGGGUGCUCUCAAUGCCCUUCUUAGAGUUUCUGGGCUGAUGAGCAAUGGCCCCUAUUUACUAGUUCUAGAUUGUGACAUGUACUGCAAUGAUCCAACCUCAGCCAAGCAAGCCAUGUGCUUUCAUCUGGACCCUGAGGUCUCUCCUUCUCUUGCAUUUGUACAGUACCCUCAAAUCUUCUACAAUGUUAGCAAGAAUGACAUCUAUGAUGGCCAAGCAAGAUCAGCUUACAAGACAAAGUGGCAAGGCAUGGAUGGGCUGAGAGGCCCCAUGCUCACUGGCACUGGCUACUACUUGAAGAGGAAGUCUCUGUAUGGAAGCCCGAAUAAUCAAGAGGAUGUUUUUCUUCAUAAUCCAGAAAAUAAUUCUGGUUUGUCAAGCAAGUUCAUUGCUUCAUUGAAGGGUACAAGUGAGCAUCACACAAAUGGUGAAGGGCUCUUACCAGAUACAGUCCUCGAGGAAGCUAGGAACUUGGCUUCUUGCACCUUUGAGAAGGGCACAAAAUGGGGUAAAGAGAUAGGUUAUUCCUAUGAUUGCUUGUUGGAGAGUACAAUCACCAGCUAUCUUCUGCACACUAGAGGCUGGAAAUCUGUGUAUCUCUACCCAGAAAGGCCAUGUUUCUUGGGUUCCACCACCAUUGACAUGAAAGAUGCCAUGGUUCAACAAAUGAAAUGGAGCUCAGGGUCCCUUCAACUUGGUCUUUCAAGGCUUAGCCCUCUCACAUAUGGCAUCUCCAGAAUGUCCACUCUCCAGAGCAUGUGCUAUACCUACUUCACAUUGGUGGCCAUCCAAUCCUUUGCUUUCUUGCUCUAUGGAACUGUCCCUCAGUUGUGCCUUCUCAGUGGCAUUCCAUUGUAUCCCAAGGUUUCCGACCCAUGGUUUGGAGUGUUUCUAAGUCUAUAUCUAUCCUCCCAUUGCCAGCAUUUAUAUGAAGUCCUGUUCACUGGCGGCUCGCUGAGGACAUGGUGGAAUGAGCAAAGAAUUUGGAUGAUAAAGUCAGUGACAGGAUGCUUGUUUGGCUGCCUAGAUGCCCUAAUGAAGUGGGUAGGCAUAGCCAAAGUGAAUUUCAGGCUGACAAACAAGGCCAUUGAUCAAGAAAAACUUGUGAAGUAUAAGAAAGGGGAAUUUGACUUCAAAGGAGCUGAGUUGUUCAUGGUGCCCUUGGUGAUGCUUGUUAUGUUGAACUUGGCUUGUUUCAUUGGCGGAGUGAGGAGGGUAAUUGCUGAGAGCAAUUUGCAGGAGAUGUUUGGGCAAGUGUUUCUUUCAUCCUUCGUCCUUGUUCUCAGUUAUCCCAUACUUGAGGGGUUAAUACCAAAGAAAGACUCAGACGGUUUGAAGACGACGUUUUCAUUUAACAAAUUUAUUGUUGUAUCCAUAUAACAACAAUUAGCGCCGUGUAUGAGAAACGUCCAAAAAGCCUAUGAGUAUUACAACAACUUUUACUCAAUCUCAAGCCGUAUGAAGCGUCAAUUGAGAAAAAAUGCAUUACACGUGUACAAUAAUCUCAUUAACGGUACGUCAAUUAGUUUAAUAUUUUUCGCACUUGCUAUCGUUUCAUUUUUCAAUUAUUAUUUUAUGUAAAAAGAAAAAAUAAUUAAAA
Molecule: messenger RNA, 2614 nt
Organism: Diospyros lotus (date-plum)
Lineage: Eukaryota; Viridiplantae; Streptophyta; Magnoliopsida; Ericales; Ebenaceae
Product: cellulose synthase-like protein G3
Exons: 9
Coding region: 238-2394 (718 amino acids)
Biological process (GO): plant-type primary cell wall biogenesis; cellulose biosynthetic process
Cellular component (GO): plasma membrane; trans-Golgi network
Molecular function (GO): mannan synthase activity; cellulose synthase (UDP-forming) activity
Source: RefSeq, a predicted model, not a curated record